UCUGGAAGCCACAUGUCAGCCGCAGCCGCAUAAAGCGGUCCGCCCAGCAGGCCCGGGACAUUCUCCCCCGAAGCCAGGCAGCAUGAGCCUCAGCCUUCUGUGGGUGCUUCUGCCCCUGGCCGCCGUGGCCUGGGGCCAGUAUGGUGACUACGGCUACCCGUACCAACAGUACCACGACUACAGUGACGACGGGUGGGUGAACCUGAACCGGCAGGGCUUCAGCUACCAGUGUCCCCACGGACAGGUGGUGGUGGCCGUGAGGAGCAUCUUCAGCAAGAAGGAAGGCUCCGACAGACAGUGGAACUACGCCUGCAUGCCCACGUCCCACAGCCUGGGGGAGCCCACCGAGUGCUGGUGGGAGGAAAUCAACAGGGCUGGCAUGGAAUGGUACCAGACGUGCUCCAACAACGGGCUGGUGGCCGGGUUCCAGAGCCGCUACUUCGAGUCGGUGCUGGAUCGGGAGUGGCAGUUUUACUGCUGCCGCUACAGCAAGAGGUGCCCGUAUUCCUGCUGGAUGACGACGGACUACCCCGGCCACUACGGGGAGGAUAUGGACAUGAUCUCCUACGAUUACGAUUACUACAUGCGAGGCGCAACCACCACUUUCUCGGCGGUGCAGAGGGACCGCCAGUGGAAGUUCAUCAUGUGCCGCAUGACCGACUACGACUGUGAAUUCGCGAACGUUUAGAGCCGCCGCAGCCAGAUGCGGGCGAAGGGAGGGGCCGGCGGGAGGGUGCCCCCCACGGUAGUCAGCUGGACCCUGCGUUCCCGCCCGCCCGCCUCUCCCUGAGCUGGUCAGCAGCCGCCACGCCAGCUUUCUAAGCCUUUCCGACGAGCAUCACACUUAUAAUCAAAGCCACAAUGAAACCACGAUCUCCUCUCCACACCGCUUCGCAGGACUGACGAGGGCUGACCCGCGGCCGCGUGUGCAGUGCGCGUGCCCACAGCCUGGACAGCAGCCGGGCGCACUGCCGCCGAGCCGUCGGGGCACAGGUUGGGGGGAGCGGAGCCCAGGGCAGACCGGGAGGUGGCCCGGAGGGUCCUCUGCGGCUGGAAGCCGGGGUCCUCGCCCAGGGCACACACCCCCCUUGAGGGGACGCGCUGGCCUGGAAGUCCAGUGCCUAUGUCCAGGGCGAGGAGACUGGGCAGAGAACUGGAAGCGGGAGGGGCUGGGCUGGGGGGAAAGGCAGGUCAGAGAGUCUCCCGGGUUGGAAGGAGGCUGUGGGCGCAGCCGGGCAUGCAAGGCGUGCAGGAGUCUGACUGCAUCCUGUCCAGUGAGCCGGGAGCGGGAAGAAAAGCCAGAGGCGUGGAGUCACGUUAGGACUGGGCCCCCUCGGGGGCAGGCGCGUGGCAGGCUGCUUUGGGAAGUGGGAGCGGGUUUGAGUCGCUGGCCCCUGGAGGCACGGCCAGCUCCCCUGGCCAGCUCCCCUGGGUUGGUCCUGGCUCUCUAGAUGGGAGAGGCUGCCCUGGGGGUCCACCCCCUCCUGCGUGCUGUUUACGGGUGUCUUUGACACAGGGGACACUCUCUCCCCUCCUGUGCUGUGUCUGUGCCCACCCCUUUGUACUCUCUUCAUUA
Molecule: messenger RNA, 1576 nt
Organism: Molossus molossus (Pallas's mastiff bat)
Lineage: Eukaryota; Metazoa; Chordata; Mammalia; Chiroptera; Molossidae
Gene: DPT
Product: dermatopontin
Exons: 4
Coding region: 83-688 (201 amino acids)
Biological process (GO): collagen fibril organization
Cellular component (GO): extracellular matrix
Molecular function (GO): extracellular matrix structural constituent
Source: RefSeq, a predicted model, not a curated record